AUCCCGCUGGAAGCUUACUUCCUACUUUAUACUGACUCAUGGGCCCUACAGCAAUUGAAGCUCCGUCACCCUCGGUCAACUUCUCCCUUCGCCCAACCCAGAGAUUACCGUCGAGCCCUGCCGUCGGAGAUUCUGAACGACUCACCAUACAAGGAGAUGAUCGAUCGCUGCGCAUGAUGAAUGACCUGAUGGCAACAUUGCGACGGGCAGGGGCGCAACGGAUUAUCUCCCGGAUCUCUAUCUAUUAUUGAAUGGCAGGGGUCCUGCCGGCUGGGACCGAUCCCCGGAGGCCCUUGUGCCCUCGCCCACAUUUCCUUCGCGUUUCUUUUUGCAUCUUAAUCAUGUGCUCGGACUGGAAUGCAUUUCUGGGAGUUUGGAUCGAUCAUCUUCGGGCUGAGACCCGUGUGAGGGCGACUUUGUUGCAUCUCGACCGAUCGCAACGGUCGGACGCUUCUUUUUUUUUGCUUCGCUGCACGCCCGCCCUCACUCGCCAACGCGGUAUCGCUAUCUCCGAUGGACCUGCCGACAGUUGGAAAGCGCAUGGACCUCUGCGACACGAUUUUUGUCAUCGUAUUUCGCAUCGGCAAACCGGAGUCACAGCAUUGGGUCUACAGGGGUUCUUAGGUUGCUUUACUGGGUGGUUUAUGCGGGUUGACUGUGAUUUGGGAGUUCCGGAACGGUCUACAGCUGGUCUACAGCAAAGACGCGAUAGGGAUCCGAGUAUCCCUCGGUCUUCGCGAUGGGCAGUCGAUCUUCUGGAUGGCGCACAAGAAAAAUGUCAACUCAGCGCGCGCGCAACUGGGAAUCUCUGCUGCGGGCGGGCAGUGGGCGCAGGUGGAAUUCCUUUUCUUCUUCUUUUCUUUUUCUUCUCCCUUCUUCUCACUAUCCUUGACUCCCCCCUUUAUUCCUGGUCCUUCCUUUGUGCGUGAUCAUCAUCACGACUUCAUCCUGACAUCGUCUUGUAAUUCUUCUCUUUGUCAUGUCUUUGCUGCUUUCGUUGUUGUAAUAUGCGUUGGCCGAUUUACCCAUACCCAAUUCGGCUACCUGUACGAUCCAAGGUACUUCCUUUUUUUUUCUACUCGUCAUACUUGAAUAUACCCUAUUUCUUUUUCUUUCCCUUUGCUAUGAUCAUGAUUCGUGUCUCGAAAGUAGGUAGCCGUCUUUAACAAAGAAAGCCCGAAUUUCGCACUGCACCUAUUACCUGGUUCCUACUAGAUGCCUGAAACGGACACCGAGUGAGUAGACUUCCUACGGGUU
Molecule: messenger RNA, 1257 nt
Organism: Aspergillus japonicus CBS 114.51
Lineage: Eukaryota; Fungi; Ascomycota; Eurotiomycetes; Eurotiales; Aspergillaceae
Exons: 1
Coding region: 252-929 (225 amino acids)
Source: RefSeq, a predicted model, not a curated record